CACCUGCUUUAUUAUUAUUAUUUUAAAAGGGCGAAAAAAUUCUACCAGAUUCUCACGCGUAGAAUAAAGAGUCCUAAAUCUGGAUUAUUGGGCAGGGGGAAAAAAACCUCUUUCUUUCCCCCUCUCUUCACUGCGACUGACUUGGCUUCGGGGGAAAGGGAGGGAAGACAACACAAAGUUUGGAAUCUGCUGCUGAGAAGACCGAUUUUGUCUUGGCCCGGCUGAGGAGGAGAACGCGAGGAAAAGGUUCCAAAGACCCCCGGCCCGGCCCCGGCCCGCGACGAUGUUCCCCCGGCUGUUCCGACAGUGGAGCUUCCUCGUCUUCGUGCUCAGCUACGGAGCCCCCGCGGCGGGGAGAUCGCUGGAAGGGAACCUCCGCAGAAUCAAAAGAACAGUAUCAGAAUAUCAGCUGUUGCAUGACAAAGGCAAGUCUUUGCAAGAUAUACGAAGACGAAAUUUCCUGCAAAAUUUAAUAGAAGGGGUUAACACAGCUGAGAUUCGAGCCAUGUCAGAGGUCUCGCCUAACCCUAAACCUUCUACCAUCGCAAAGAACUAUGCUGUCCGGUUUGGCGGCGAUGAUGAGGGCAAAUAUCUGACUCAGGAGACCAACAAAGCUCAGACGUACAAAGAGCAGCCCCUCAAGACACCUGGGAAGAAGAAGAAAGGGAAGACUGGGAAACGUAAGGAGCAGGAGAAGAAAAAAAGGAGAAUCCGGUCUGCCUGGCCCAGCUCGAGGGGAUCUGGCAGUGGAAUGGCAUGGAUCCCCCACUGGGACACCUUUGGUACUACACGUGUCAAUUCAAGGAGGCGUUGACAUCUUCAGCUGAGGUCUUUGGAAAACACAUCACAGUAUUCUGUAAUACUGAACAUAUGGAAAGUAUUAGAAGUAUUUAUUAUCUGUAAAUACUGUAAAUAUAUCAAACUAAACCAUUGGCCCCUGAUGCUUUCCAAAACUGCACAUUUGAACUUUGUGAAUAUUGUUUUAUUUUGUGCAAAGACAAUUCUUGUUGUCACAAUUACUGUAAUUUAUUUUGUUGAAUAAUGUAUUUAUUUUCAUGAACUUUUAUCUUGGUGCUGCUGACUUUCUAUAAUUUUUUGUAACAUGCACUUUAGAUACACUUUUUAAGUAUGUGGGUAAAAAAUAAACAAACGAUUCCA
This is a messenger RNA of Eublepharis macularius, 1158 nucleotides long. It is a transcript of the gene PTHLH, whose product is annotated as parathyroid hormone like hormone. Gene Ontology annotation, molecular function: hormone activity; peptide hormone receptor binding. The coding region runs from base 284 to 814 and encodes 176 amino acids. Gene Ontology annotation, biological process: adenylate cyclase-activating G protein-coupled receptor signaling pathway; regulation of chondrocyte differentiation; osteoblast development. The transcript has 4 exons. The record is from RefSeq and is a predicted model, not a curated record. Lineage: Eukaryota; Metazoa; Chordata; Lepidosauria; Squamata; Eublepharidae. Gene Ontology annotation, cellular component: extracellular region.